This is a messenger RNA of Lecanosticta acicola, 4542 nucleotides long. Lineage: Eukaryota; Fungi; Ascomycota; Dothideomycetes; Mycosphaerellales; Mycosphaerellaceae. The record is from the annotation of a GenBank genome assembly.
AUGGCCCCUUGUGCGAAGCACGCCGUGGCUACGGUAUACUCGGCUCACGUACGCUCAUACGAUCAGCGGUCUAUUGAAGUGGAGGCGGGCGGAUUUCAACCAGCAAGGUGGUUCUUGGAACAUGGAACUCCAUCGGACGCAAAAGACUCGGAGCCUCCCAAGAAGAGGAGAAAGAGAGACUCGACCCCGGAGGACGAUGACGAGGGUACUCAGUCGCGGCCAGCACAGAGCGAUCUGAUCCCCCUCUUUGAAGCUGCCGUCGACUUCCAUUUCCCGGAGACUUUGCACGCCCGAGCUGCAUCCGAGGAAGCAAUUUUGAACGAUGUUGACUUCGCAGGCGCAGCUAGCGCAGCUGUCUUGCCGUCCAGCAUCUGGUCAACCAACACGGGCACAAGUCUACGCCUCAUCUAUCCGACAAGCAAAGGGCCUGGUCUCACUCUUGAAUGCAGUUCAAUACCGGACGAGGUGGUGGAUAUGCUCCGCACCAUUGCCCCUCCAGAGCAUCUCAUGGCAGGAUCAGCCAGCAAGCGAGCAAAGCAACAUCCCGCGUCUGUCAUCUCGUGCACGCUCACCCGUUCUCGAGGCGACCUGUAUACUGUAAUCCGCUUGCAAACGUCACUGAAGUGGAAAUCUGGUGCGUCUGCGUUCCCCUCUGGCGCUCCAGUAGGGGCGUCUAGGGUGUAUCACGAUUAUGACUGGUUGCUUGAAGCGUACAAGAAUAAUGCGCGGGACUCAUUCGACCACAGCCAGCGAUGGACCCCCCAGGAUUUCUACGAAAGUGUUCAUGUGCCGCCGUUGCACACUUCCACUCAUCAAAUUUUCAAGGGGGUUUUGGGUGUUGAACUGUAUCCCUUCCAAAAGCGAGCAGUCUCUUGGAUGUUGAAUAGGGAGGGCGUGCAAUCGUCACAAGCAAUCGGCACACGACCGCCAAAGAAUUGCCAUUCUGCCGACUUUUACGAGAGCGUGGAGGACUUGGAGGGCAAAGAGUGCUUUGUCAAUCACCUGCAGGGCAUUGUGACCCGCACGCCGCCAGAAGUCGGAGCUUGCUAUUUGUCCGGAGGUUUGUUGGCGGAAGAGAUGGGUCUAGGCAAGACUGUGGAGCUCAUGUCUCUCGUCUCGCUACAUCAGCGUUCACAGGAACCUGCUGGCCAGAUUUUCGACGAGUUUUCUGGUAUCAAAGUCACCAGAUCGAAAGCGACGCUAAUUAUUACGCCUCCAUCGAUUCUGCAGCAGUGGCAAUCCGAGUUGAGCCGACAUGCGCCGCAACUCGCUGUACAUCACUACCGGGGUAUUACUUCCGCAAAUAAGAAAGCGCCACCGGAGGAAGAAGUGAUCCAAGAUCUUGCGACGAAUUACGACGUUGUUCUGACUACCUAUGCUACACUGGCUCGAGAAGUACACUUCGCAGAAGAAGAACCAGAUCGCAGCCGUCGCCGCGCCCGUAGGUUCGAGCGCAAGCGAAGCCCUCUAGUGCAGCUUGAGUGGUGGCGAGUGUGUUUAGAUGAGGCGCAAAUGGUUGAAAGUGGCGUUACCGCCGCCGCAAGAGUUGCAUGCAGGUUGCCCAGAGUGCACAGCUGGGCGGUAUCAGGCACUCCCCUUCGCAAGAACGUGGAAGAUUUGCAUGGACUGCUGAUAUUCCUACGAUACACUCCGUUCAGCGAACAGCCAAAGCUCUGGUCGCACCUGAUUACAAACCAUCGGCAUCUCUUCAAGCAGGUCUUCAACAAAAUCGCGCUGCGGCAUACCAAAGCAUUGAUUCGGAAUGAGUUGAGCUUGCCAUCUCAGAAGCGUGUUGUUGUGACUGUACCCUUUUCAGUCGUCGAACAGCAAAACUACGCCACUCUUUUCGAACAAAUGUGCAAGGAAGUGGGGUUGAGCGGAACUGGAGCUCCAUUGAACGAAGAAUGGGAUCCGGAUAACCCUAGCACGGUGGACGGCAUGCGAAAGUGGCUCGUUCGCCUUAGGCAGACUUGCUUGCACCCUCAAGUUGGUGGACGCAAUCGCAAAGCUCUCGGACGUGGCGUCAAGCCUCUGCGUACUGUUUCGGAAGUACUCGAAGUUAUGAUCGAGCAGAACGAGACUGAUAUCCGUACAGAGGAACGAGCCUUGAUCUCUGCGUCUCUCUACAGAGCUCAUAUUUUGGGUAACAAUGGCAGCGAUGAGCGACGUAGUGAGAAGGCCAUGGCAAUCUACGAAGAAGCCAUGAAGACUACAGGAGAAAUGGUCGAGCAAGCUCGUGGCAAGCUCGCAGCUGCAAAGGCUGCUAACCCCUAUAAGCAGGAGGAAUCCCCAAUGGAUGGAGAUGAAGCAGAUGACGAACUGGCGGCCGACUCGACUUCUGUUCUGGGCCGUCUCCGGACUAGUCUGCGGAUAGCGCUUCAACACCACCACGCCUGCACGUUCUUUGCAGCUACAUCCUACUUCCAAAUCAAAACAAACGAGUCCAUAACCACUGCUGGUUCGGAUCGAUUCGCAGAAAUGGAGGCAAAAGAAACGGAGCUUUACGAGACAGCAAAGGCUUUUCGAAAAGAGAUUUUGAAAGACACUGUUCGCAAGGCGGAGCCGCCGAUGUUGCAAAUUCGGACUCUCGCACGUAGUGAUACUUUCACGAAAUUACCAACCGUCAAGGAACUGCAAAAUCUGGGAGGCAUCGAAAGCAGGCGCAUUGUAGAAAAGAGCCGUGAGCUUUUCAAUGUAAUUCGUCAAGUGCUAGAGCUCAUUGAAGAGUGGCGCGCGAAGAUAGCCGAAUUCCUAGCCAAAGCUCUGGUUGAUGAGGAGGCAGAAGGUAAUGAGACUACCGGAGACGAGUACGAAGAUUCUACCAAACAGCAAGACGAGAUGUACGUCUACUUCGACAUGUUCAAAGCAGCGCACGCCGAUCUGAACAGUCUUGUCACUGGAGAAACGGCACCCCUGGUGGACCACGAAAUGAAGGUGCAGGUGAGGCUUGCCAAGAAGUUUCUCGACCCGGAAGUGCUUGAGGAUGAAAAGACGUCUGUACAUGCACCUGAGCUGGCUUUGAAAUUGGCCGAUUUGCGCAACAAGUUACGCAAACGCCAUGAGCAGGUAGGCUCAGUGAGAGGUCUGAUUCAGGAAGCUCGGGCGCUGGAUUCUUCGUUUCUAGGGGUGUCUUCUCGGGCUGCUGAGAAAACCAUAGCGCAGCGAUACCUCGUUGCACUGCAGACUGUCUUCUCGAUGCAUAGCAAGGCUCUUCAUGGUUUGGAGAAGGAGGUUGAUCUCUUCCGCACAGCGCAAAAUCUACGCGUCGAAUUCUAUCGCCAACUGCAAGAGCUUUCUGACACGGUUGCUCCCCUUAAGGAUGAAUUGGAUCCUCAGCUGGACCAGGCUUCUCUUGAUAUCGCCUUGGAACGAGAGGAAGAAGCGUCCAAGUUCCUUGCACAGCUCAAGACGAAGAAUCGUUUCCUCACUCAUAUUCGAGACAACGACCAGGCCGGGCCAAAGAUAUGCAUCAUCUGCACCUCUGCUUUCGAACGAGGGGUUCUGACCGUGUGUGGUCAUCAAUUUUGCAAAGAGUGCAUUGAUUUGUGGUUUAAGCAAGCCCAUUCGUGCCCGAUGUGCAAGCGCCGUCUCACUAAGAAUGACAUUCACGACAUCACUUUUAGGCCUCAAGAACUACGAGCGCAAGAAGAGGCGCAGACCGGCGAGUCUUCAGCAUCGCGCGACGCGAGCUCUGUCUCACCUUCCGACCCAUCAACUUCGAAUAGUUCUUCACUAUACACUGAUGUGGACACCGCUGUCAUGGAGGAAAUCAAGUCUAUCGAGCUGCCAUCAUCUUAUGGCACGAAGAUCGACACGCUUGCUCGCCACCUGCAUUGGAUUCGUGAUCACGACCCAGGCGCGAAGUCAAUUGUCUUCUCCCAGUACAAAGACUUUUUGGAUGUGCUCGCGGGCGCUUUCAAGGCGUUCAAGAUUGGCCACGUAAGACUAGGACGGACGGGGGCGGCGGACAAGUUCAAGUCCGAUCCAUCUAUUGACUGUCUCCUGCUUGACGCCAAGACCGACUCUUCAGGCCUGACGCUUGUGAACGCCACCCAUGUGUUCAUCUGCGAACCUCUGAUCCAGACUGCAGUGGAAUUGCAAGCCAUUGCGCGUGUACACCGGAUCGGCCAAACACGUCCUACUACCGUCUGGAUGUACCUCAUUAACGACACUGUUGAAGAAGCUAUCUAUGAGAUAUCUGUUGCUCGUCGUCUCGCGCAUGUCCAGGCGCGCCAGAGUUCAAAGCGUAGCGAGAAGUCCCGGUCCUCAACACCUGCCCCACUGCAGGAACACGCCAUCGAUGCCGCCAAUUCGGAAAAGCUGCAGUCGGCACCGUUGACCAAGCUCUUGGCGGCUGGGAAAGCGGGCGGAGAGUUGGUCGAUAAGGACGAUCUAUGGCAGUGUUUGUUUGGCAAAGUGCAAGAGACGCCGGCGCCGAGGAAUGCUGCAGCAGAGCGCGAAGUCGGUCGACAUUUGAGAAUGGAGGCUGCUGAGCGGCGUGGAGCAGAGGCUGGCGCAUCUGGAGAGGGAUUGAACGAAUGA